AUGGGUUCAUAUCCAUUUAUACUGCUGUUAGUAGCUUUAACAGCUAGUUUCUCAAAUGGAUUUAAAAUGACUCUUCUAGAGGAAAUGCAAGCACUUCAUUUUGAAGAAAUUGGUGAACUGAAACUGAUAAAAAGCUAUAAAGCUAUUAGCUUUCAAAUAAAUAUUCGAACAUUUGCAGAAUUAAUUAAAAACGCAAAAGAACAUUUUGAAUUAGUAAAGGAUAUGUUUAAUAAUGAUACAUCUACUAACGAGAAGCUCGAUACUAUCAAAUUGGUUUUGGAAUUGAAAGAAAUGGAGUUUAAAGAUAUUGUACAUGGAUUAGUAAAAACUAAAAGAAAUGUCCAUUCUAGAAAGAAGCGAGAAUUUAUGGGAUUGCUAAGCACUGAAGAUGGUAGGAAAAUUUCUCUCGACUUAAAUAACUUAAGAAGUAAAUCAAAUGAAAUAGUUGGAAUUUCAAACUCUUUGAAAUCAGUUGCUCAUAAUACAACAAUUCUUAUGAAUAAAACUGUUGAAGAACUGAACAGGAGAACAGCUAUGAUGAAUUUAUUGGAUGUAAAGAACGAUAUAGAGAGAAUUAUUAAAGCUAUAACGAAAAUGCUUAACGAGAGACGUCUUAAUACUGAAAUCAUUCCAAUAACCGAGGUUCAGAAGGAUAUUAAAAAUAUAACAUUGAAAAUUGAAGAAAAUGAAGAAUUGCCUUACCACAAGCUAAUGGAUUAUUACUACAACUUGCCAUUGAACUACAAGAUUAGUGAAGAUAUUAUUGUGGUGGAAGUUGAUGUGCCGAUAGUUGAAAAAGAUGCAAGAAAGUUAUUUAAAAUUGUGGAAAUUCCAGCACGCAAUGAAGGCAAAUUAAUUAUGACAGAUGUAAUAUGGAAGUACAUAGCUGAAAAUGAUAAUGAAACAGUUGUAUUCAUGACAAUGGAUGUGUGCUUAAAAUCUCAAUAUAAUGGAACCAUGUAUUUUUGCAAAUCUCAAAGUCCUAUUAAGAACAAAAAUGCAACUGACUGCUUGAACAAUGCAAUCGCUGGAAGUAAGACCAUUGAUAUGAAUCUUUGCAAAUAUUCUGCUGCACAGACAACCAGUCUCAUGUUUAUUAAACUUAAUGAUGGAGAAUACUUUUACUAUACACCAAUCAAUGAAACCUUAACAGUUACAUGCGGUGCUGACACUAUUGAUGAAAUAUUAGUUGAAAAUACUUCUGGAAUUAUCAUGCUUGAACCUGAGUGUAUCGCUCUUACUGGUACGUAUAAACUAAUAACUACAAUGAGGUUUGGACCAACUACCCAAACAAAGAUAAACGUUGUUCGAGUUUUCUUCAACAUUGAUGAGCUUAAAGAAAAUAUGAGGAAGUAUAAUACACCACAUGUAGAUAAAUUUUACAUUGAAAGUUUAGGACUCCUAAGAGACAUGUCGAAACCAAUUAAAAGUGUAGAAAAACUUGAUCAUAUCAAUUUUGGUACAAUGAAUUCGGAUUUUAUGAGUAUUUCGACAAUAUUAGCAUGGAUAAUUAUUGUCGUUUAUGUGCUUUACAGCCUAAUGAAGUGGAAGAAGAAUAAAUCAGCAGAAGCUGAAAAUAUAAUCAAAAAAAGGCCCCUUGAAGAACCAGUUGAAAUUUACGUGUUAAAAGAAUAA
Chironomus riparius is the source of this 1635-nucleotide messenger RNA. The record is from the annotation of a GenBank genome assembly. Lineage: Eukaryota; Metazoa; Arthropoda; Insecta; Diptera; Chironomidae.